This is a messenger RNA of Condylura cristata (star-nosed mole), 981 nucleotides long. It is a transcript of the gene GPR18, whose product is annotated as G protein-coupled receptor 18. The record is from RefSeq and is a predicted model, not a curated record. Gene Ontology annotation, cellular component: membrane. Gene Ontology annotation, biological process: phospholipase C-activating G protein-coupled receptor signaling pathway; positive regulation of Rho protein signal transduction. NCBI's taxonomy places the organism in Eukaryota, Metazoa, Chordata, Mammalia, Eulipotyphla, Talpidae. The transcript has a single exon. The coding region runs from base 1 to 981 and encodes 326 amino acids. Gene Ontology annotation, molecular function: G protein-coupled receptor activity.
AUGACCACCCUUCCCAGCCAGGCCCAGCUUGGCCACGACCUAGAACCUGAAGAAUACAGGAUUGCGGCCCUCGUCUUCUAUAGCUGCAUCUUCGUCAUCGGGCUGCUUGUCAAUGUCACCGCCCUGUGGGUGUUCAGCUGCACCACCAAGAAGAGGACUACGGUCACCGUGUACAUGAUGAACGUGGCAUUACUGGACUUAAUCUUUAUUAUGAGCUUACCCUUCCGCAUGGUCUACUAUGCAAAGAGGGAGUGGCCCUUUGGGAAGUACUUCUGCCAUGCCCUGGGGGCACUCACAAUGUUUUACCCCAGCAUUGCUCUCUGGCUGUUUGCUUUUAUUAGUGCCGACAGGUACAUGGCCAUCGUGCAGCCCAAAUAUGCCAAAGAGCUUAAAAACACCAGCAAGGCCCUGCUGGCCUGCGUGGGGCUCUGGGUCAUGACCCUGAUCACUACCGUGCCCUCGCUGGUGCUCAAUGAAGACCCAGACACCGCCUCCACUUGCCAGAAGAUUUCUGACAUCGUCUACUUAAAAUCCGUUAACUCGCUCAACUUCACUCGACUGACCAUUUUCUUCUUGAUCCCUCUGUUCAUCAUGACGGGGUGCUACCUGGUGAUCAUCCACAGCCUCUUCCACGGCCGGACGUCUAAGCUGAAGCCCAAAGUCAAGGAGAAGUCCAUCAAGAUCAUCAUCACGCUGCUGGUGCAGGUGCUGGUCUGCUUCACACCUUUCCACACCUGCUUCGCUAUCCUCAUGCUGGACGGAAACAACAACAGCUACAACCCGUGGGGCGCCUUCACCACCUUCCUCAUGAACCUCAGCACCUGCCUGGAUGUGAUCCUUUACUACAUCGUCUCAAAGCAGUUCCAGGCUCGCGUCAUCAGUGUCAUGCUCUACCGCAAUUACCUCCGCAGCGUGCGCAGGAAAAGCUUCCGCUCAGGUAGCUUAAGGUCGCUGAGCAACAUAAACAGUGAGAUGCUGUGA